Molecule: messenger RNA, 1640 nt
Organism: Clarias gariepinus (North African catfish)
Lineage: Eukaryota; Metazoa; Chordata; Actinopteri; Siluriformes; Clariidae
Product: Protein YIPF5-like
Exons: 6
Coding region: 85-834 (249 amino acids)
Biological process (GO): vesicle fusion with Golgi apparatus; endoplasmic reticulum to Golgi vesicle-mediated transport
Cellular component (GO): membrane; trans-Golgi network
Source: RefSeq, a predicted model, not a curated record
CACAGCUAACAGCUGUGAAGCAGAAGGUAGACCCUUGCCACAACACGCUACUCAGAAAGGACUGUUCUAUGGACUUUUUAAAGAAUGGGAGAAUUCCGGCAGUUUGAUCAAGACUUCUACCAGUCUGAAUAUUACAUAGAUGAUCAGGCCCAAGAAGCCCAUGGCUAUGACCCUGCAUACACCAGUCCACAGUACCAAGAUAUAGAUUGUGCGUCUCCGACAUCAGAUGUCUAUGCCUCAUCAACACAUCCACCCUACAGUGGGCAGAUAUUUGAACCUGCAGCUUCAACUGUGGCUCCUGAACAUACUGACUCCUUUGAGGACGAACCUCCACUGUUAGAGGAAUUGGGCAUUAACUUUGAUCACAUCUGGCAGAAGACAUUGACUGUGUUGAACCCGAUGAAGCCAGCGGACGGCAGCAUCAUGAAUGAGACCGAUUUAACUGGUCCUGUUAUAUUCUGCAUCACUUUGGGAGCCACUCUUUUGAUGGCAGGUAAGGUGCACUUUGGCUAUGUGUAUGGAAUCAGUGCACUGGGCUGCGCGGGAAUGUACAUUCUGCUGAAUUUAAUGAGCAUAUCCACAAUAUCCUAUGGAUGUGUGGCUAGUGUAUUAGGAUACUGCCUGCUGCCCAUGGUGGCUCUCUCUGCCUUUGCUGUUUUUUAUUCCUUACAAGGAGUUAUUGGCAUACUGCUGGCCUUGUUUGUGAUUGGCUGGUGCAGCCUGUCAGCAUCUAAGAUCUUUACUACUACACUGGAUAUGGGUGGACAACAGCUGCUGGUGGCGUACCCAUGCACUCUGCUAUAUGGAGUCUUUGCCCUCCUCACCAUCUUUUGAUUGUCCUAAUUUAAAGCUUUCAUAAACCCAGUUUAAGAUGGCAAGAGAACUAAAUUACUUGUCCUAAUGUUUUAGUUUGAAGGAAUGAUAAUACAUGUACAUUAUUCAUCAUACUCCACUCCUGAAAUAAUCACUAACCUGAAAUGCAGUUAAAAAAGAAAGAUGUUGUGUAUAUGGCAGGUGUUAAUUUAUCCAAUGUCCUGAGGCUUUGACUGUACGAAUAAUAAUGAUAAGCAACACAUUAUAUAAAAUCAUCUUGAUCAACAUAAUUGUAUGAUUAAAACUUGUUAUAGAACAUUGUUUUCUAACAUUCUUUUCUAAGACACUAAUAUGUUCAUAUAGAUUAUUACUGUAAAUUAUUAUUCAAUAAUAAUAUAGCAAUAAUAUAGCAUGAAAAUAUAGCAUUUUCAAAAAUGUUUUUUUUUUGCUUUCAAAUUAAUACUGUAAUUUGCAUGCCUUGUGUACAAUCUUUCCCAUCUUGAAAUGCUACAAUACUGUAUAUUUUUUCCUUCCCCAGAGUAUGUGAUCUUUAACUGUACUUUAACCAUCCUUUAGGGUCAGUUGGACCUUUGUUGGGACUAUUCAAGUAGCUCCUAAUCCAAAAUGGAGAUUAUCUCCAUACAGGACAUACAUACUGCUCUCUCUCUCUCUCUCUCUCUGCCUGUCUGUCUGUCUAUAAUGAAUAAUUGAGGUGCAAAUGAGCUGUAUGACCUUCUGAUCUUGUACAUAAUUUAACUUGUACAUGGGGAGGAGGCGCAGAAGGUGUGUCACCUUGCACAGUUCCUUAAGGAUGUGUAGUAAACAAA